AUGACACGAGAGCAGUACAUACUAGCAACACAACAAAAUAACCUGCCAAGGGCUGAGAAUGCACAACUUUACCCAGUGGGAAUUUAUGGAUGGCGAAAGAGGUGCUUAUACUUCUUUGUCCUUCUGCUGUUGGUUACCAUGAUAGUUAACUUAGCCAUGACAAUUUGGAUAUUGAAAGUGAUGAACUUCACCGUGGAUGGUAUGGGAAAUCUGAGAGUCACCAAGAAGGGAAUCCGACUUGAAGGUAUAUCUGAGUUUCUACUUCCAUUGUAUGUGAAAGAAAUUCAUUCCCGAAAGGAUAGUCCACUGGUCUUACAGUCUGACAGGAAUGUAACAGUGAAUGCAAGAAAUCACAUGGGGCAGUUAACGGGACAGCUGACAGUAGGAGCUGAUGCUGUGGAAGCUCAGUGUAAAAGAUUUGAAGUGAGAGCAAGUGAAGAUGGCAGGGUGCUGUUUUCUGCAGAUGAAGAUGAGAUUACCAUUGGGGCUGAAAAGCUGAAAGUUACAGGCACUGAAGGAGCAGUGUUCGGGCACUCUGUCGAAACACCUCACAUCAGAGCAGAACCUUCCCAAGACCUCAGGCUUGAAUCACCAACAAGGUCCUUGAUAAUGGAAGCUCCCCGGGGGGUCCAGGUGACUGCUGCAGCUGGAGACUUCAAGGCUGCCUGCAGGAAGGAGCUCCAUUUGCAGUCCACAGAGGGGGAGAUAUUUUUGAAUGCGGAUACCAUCCGGCUGGGAAACCUGCCGACCGGCUCUUUCUCCUCUUCUUCACCCAGCUCCUCGCACUCUCGGCAGACAGUGUAUGAACUGUGUGUCUGCCCCAACGGCAAACUGUACCUGUCUCCAGCCGGGGCCGCGUCUACUUGUCAGUCCAGUAGCAACGUCUGCUUGUGGAGCUGA
Messenger RNA from Eubalaena glacialis (North Atlantic right whale), 900 nucleotides. RefSeq names its product sarcoglycan zeta (gene SGCZ). Bases 1 to 900 code for a protein of 299 amino acids. The record is from RefSeq and is a predicted model, not a curated record. Gene Ontology annotation, cellular component: sarcoglycan complex; sarcolemma. NCBI's taxonomy places the organism in Eukaryota, Metazoa, Chordata, Mammalia, Artiodactyla, Balaenidae. The transcript is spliced from 7 exons. Gene Ontology annotation, biological process: cardiac muscle tissue development; heart contraction.